Messenger RNA from Neoarius graeffei (lesser salmon catfish), 1443 nucleotides. RefSeq names its product survival motor neuron domain containing 1 (gene smndc1). Gene Ontology annotation, cellular component: cytoplasm; nucleus; precatalytic spliceosome. Gene Ontology annotation, molecular function: RNA binding. The transcript has 6 exons. The record is from RefSeq and is a predicted model, not a curated record. Gene Ontology annotation, biological process: mRNA processing; regulation of alternative mRNA splicing, via spliceosome. Bases 170 to 883 code for a protein of 237 amino acids. Lineage: Eukaryota; Metazoa; Chordata; Actinopteri; Siluriformes; Ariidae.
GGAGAACGUCACUUCCGGUUAUACGCAGUGUCUUCGUAGGAGAGGAGAAAGGACGCAACGCAAUCGCCAAUUUUCGCCAGAUUUCAAGUGUACAUGGGCGAUUCAAACCGAUAUUAGUUUUUUUUUUAAAUAUAUCUUAAAGAGUGGUCUUUUUGGCGUACGCGGAGAGAUGUCGGAUGAGUUGGUGAAGCAACUGAGCAGCUACAGAGCUCAGCUCCAGCAGGUGGAAGCAGCGCUCUCUACAGACCCAGAAAAUGAAGAUCUGCUGAAGUUACAGAAAGACCUGCAGGAGGUGAUAGAGUUGACAAAAGAUUUGUUGACGUCUCAGCCAGCAGAGGGUGCAGCUAAUACCAAUAGUUCAGAUGCUGUGCCACCAAAACACAGCUGGAAAGUAGGAGAUCGUUGCAUGGCUGUGUGGAGCCAGGAUGGACAGCAGUAUGAGGCAGAGAUAGAGGAGAUUGAUGGUGAGAAUGGCACAGCUGCUAUCACCUUCACUGGCUAUGGCAAUGCUGAGGUAGUGCCUCUGCACGCACUCAAAGCAGCUGAGCAGGCCAAGAGCAGCAAGGAGGAAGGAAGCAAGCCCAAGUCCAAGAAGGAGCUGCAAGCAGAGCAACGGGAAUACAAGAAGAAAAAGGCACAAAAGAAAGUGCAGAGGAUGAAGGAGCUAGAACAAGAGAGAGAGGACCAGAAAUCCAAAUGGCAGCAGUUCAACAAUAAAGCUUAUUCAAAGAACAAGAAGGGGCAAGUAAAGCGCAGUAUAUUCGCUUCUCCGGAGAGCGUGAAUGGAAAAGUUGGCGUGGGUACAUGUGGGAUUGCAGACAAACCUAUGACUCAAUAUAAUGACACAUCCAAAUACAAUGUGAGGCAUCUGAUGCCACAGUGAGGUCUGUGUGCUCACCCCUACCCCAGAAGAACAGCUGAUGGAGCAUCCAACUUUGGUCUGGACACUGAACCAGCUAUACAAUUCCACCAUAUUUUUAUUUUGGGACAUGGAAAAUGUUAUUUUGAGAUGAAAGAAAAAGUAGCCUUGCUGUUGAUUAGGAUUCAUAAGUUAUGAGAUUGCAGCUCCAGUGCUUUACAAUUCAAACCUAAACUAUAACGUCAUAUCAACAUGACCUCCACUGGAAGAUAACCUGAAACUAUUGAUCCAGCAGCUUAUUUAUCAAGAGUAAGCUUGAGCCAUGGAUGGAUGGGUGGAUAUCAAUAAAUUGGCAUAUUAUUACCUGAUGUUUUUCUUCAACUUGUCUGGAAGAUUAUAUCAGAUUUGGCAUUUGUUUCUGAAGACUGGUUAUCAGUAUGUCUAAUGCCCUUGAUAUACACUUAGUACACAAUAAUAUUUACUUUAGACAAAAAUUGCAGCCAUACAACUGUUCCAGUGGAGAUGGGAAUGCUCACUUUUUAGUAAAUAUAAUGUUUUGAUAUGUAAUAAAUGUGUUACGAUGA